UCAUGGCGAACAUAAUGAUGAUUUUGGAAAUGAGAUAAAUUUGUGUAUUGCAGUUGAGAAAAGCUUUUCUGUUUACAAUAAUCUUUUAGAAGACGAUAGACAGAAUUUAAGCGAAAAUUCAUUAAAAAUAUUAAAUAUGUU
This is a messenger RNA of Racocetra persica, 141 nucleotides long. NCBI's taxonomy places the organism in Eukaryota, Fungi, Glomeromycota, Glomeromycetes, Diversisporales, Gigasporaceae. The record is from the annotation of a GenBank genome assembly.